AUGAAUCGUGUAGCUCAAUUCGCGAUUCUUAUCACCGUUGCGAUCUCGAUCUCGGUGGUUUCAGCCCAGAAGUUAUCGAUAUACGAGAUCCUUGAGGCGCACGCGUUACCGAAGGGGCUAUUACCAAAGGGCGUGAAGGAAUUCAACGUAGACACGGAGACAGGGGAAUUCUCGGUUUUCCUGAACCAAUCGUGCAAGGCCAAGUACGAGAGCGAGCUGCAUUACGAGGCCAACAUUACGGGCACGAUUGGUUACGGAAGCAUCGGAGGUUUAUCGGGUAUAUCGGCGCAGGAUCUUUUCCUUUGGUUUCCGGUUAAAGGGAUCCGAGUCGACAUACCGAGCUCCGGCGUUAUUUACUUCGAUGUUGGGGUUGUUCGCAAACAGUACUCCAUGUCUUUGUUCGAGACUCCCAAGGAUUGCGUUGCUGUUGAGAACGAGGAUGAGUUUCGUGGAGACAAUAAGGUUCGGUCAUCUAUGUUGCAAUUCUAUGAAGUAGAUCAAAGUGGUGGGAGAAACAUUGUGUAA
This is a messenger RNA of Microthlaspi erraticum, 525 nucleotides long. The record is from the annotation of a GenBank genome assembly. Lineage: Eukaryota; Viridiplantae; Streptophyta; Magnoliopsida; Brassicales; Brassicaceae.